UCUCAAGACUGACGAAAUGCACUCGAAGUCCCCUUUACCAGCUGACCCAUCGAUCGGGGACCAGACCAGACGAGACCACCAAGAGUUGCAAGCCAUGGCUGCUGUCGCACUUGCAUCGUCCUCGUCCUCCUCCUCGCAACUCCUCCUCGUCCUACUUCUCACUUCUUCCCGAUUCUCGAUCCUUGCGUUUGUCACUCUCUCUCCACCGAGCUCUUCAUUCCUGCCUCUCGAUUCUUCUUCCUCUUUCCACACCCUUCCUACCUCUGAAUUGUCCUUUUUGGAGCGACUCCUACCGUGGCUGCAUGCUCGGGCCAGAAGAACCACACGCGACCAGGCGAUUUCGUGUUUGUGCCGCUUCUUCCUGAUGAUUCCAUGUGUGUGUAUGUGUGGAUAUUGACUUGUUGUCCGGACAGAAUCUACUGAUCGCAUAGUGUGUUUAUCAGCUAAGAAGGGGACUACUGCGAAUAGCGACAGCUCAACCGUAUGUUAGCUCAUUUGUGGUUAUCCAUGGUCUAAAUCGCCGUGCACGUGAGAAUCGAUCUGGGAAGUAAUUUUUGGAAUGAGUUCGAGUGAAAUUAGUAAUUAGUUCCUCCCGAGUAGUAUCGUGCCGCUCAUCGUCAUAUCCUGAUCCCUGGAUGCUAUCGUCACAAGCAUAAGCACCUCGAGAAUGCGAUAGUCGCGCAUAGACGCACAUCAGGAAGUGUACAGUGAGCCAAGUAUUCAGCAUUUAUGUUCCGACUGAGUGUUCUCCUGUAAGAGCCCUUUCCAUGUGGAGGUGUUACGAUAUUGGCAUCGCAAUGCAGCUUCAGACCGAGAUGAAAGCUGGGAAAAAAUGAUUACAUUAGUUGGCUUGGCUUCCUUUUGAUGUGAAAUCAUGUCUCGAAAUCUGCAGCACACGGGCUGAGAAGCAGCUUUAACUAAUCAUUGAACCUCUGCUGCAGAACCAUGAUCGAGACUUCAGUACGUCAAAAUCCUGCUCAGCAUGAAGUUGUGGACGUCGUGAACGCUACCACCAAUGGAGGAUUCCUCCAAAACCAAGUUGGGACGUCAAGAAUUAGUAUCGGCCAAAUGUAAGGCCCAGCAUGCAGAUACAAUUAGACGAAGAACUGAGCAUUUUGCCGCGGUUGGAAGAAAGCACGAAUUCUCCAUUGACUCUUUAGACAAGGAAAUUAUUCAGACCAUGUCCAGGGGGUGCAAGACCUUCCAGGGAAGUUUUCCGAAUGAUUCAGCAGGCGCAUCAUUGGGCAGAGACAUUGACAAUGCUCAAGUGAAAGCCGUUUGCUCCCCGAAGCCACCACAUCCUGAGCCAGUCCGUUAUGGUUAUGCUAGCCCUGAAUACAAGCAGCAUCAAUACUCCGAGAUUUACAAUGGGACACAUUCAAAUGAAUCAACUUCGAAUAAUUCCCAGAAACUCAGUAAACAGCACCACAAUGGCAAUGGGCAGUCGCAUGUUGGGCCAUUGUCUGUGUGGCUGGAAGCAGGUGCUCGGUCAAAUGGUCACAAACAUCAGGUUUCUGGACAGGAUGUCAAUCGAAAUAAUCAGCAUCAAGGCCCAGGUCAUUGCCAUCAUUCAGAGGCAACUUCACAUCGCCCCGGAGGAAACAAAGAGAUGCAUGUGACCCAGUUAAAAGAUGGACCACGUCGGUAUGUCCAAUUUGAAGAUAGCAAGCUGGAUGAUGCGCUAUCGUCUGAUAGCAGUGAAGAUGUGGGAGAGGAGACCAGGAGAAAGCAAGCAAGCGAUGGUCAUCAAUCGAGCAGCACGGGUGGUCAUUAUCAGCAGAGACCGGCAAUGCAAUCCAAGGUUCCCAAAGCACCUCCAUCAAAGUGGGAUGAUGCUGAUAAGUGGAUUGCGAGCCCAUGUCACAGCGAAGCAGCAAUUACACAUAGCGCUCGUUCUAAUCAAGGCUUGGGACCAGGCACAUUGUCACAACCUGGAAAACGUGUUACAAUCGCAAGUCAAGGCCCAGGAGGACGUCAUGGAUUUGGCAGCCCCGAUCUUGCCCCAUCAAGCGAAGCGUCUUCAACGUCAGUCUCACAAAAAACCAACGAGAUCACAGGCGGAGUUAAUGUUAAGGACCAUAUUCAGCAACUAGAGAGUCUCAUUCAAAAUUCUCUGUCGAGUGGCUCCUCCUUCAGUGACCAUGCUAAAAGACGUGAUGCUUCACAUGCAGUUGUAAAACGUACAGAGCUGGAGUCGUCACCUAAUUUUAGUGUGAAUUCGGACGAAAAACUGGGAGAUAAACCAAAAACCUCCUCCAUGCAUGUCCAACGGGCGCUGGUCAGUAGACUGGAUGGUUCGUCAUCUCCAACUAAAUUGGCUAUGAAGCCACAAGCAUCGCAGAUGCCAGUAUCCGUCAACCUUCCAGAGAGUCAAGUACCUGCAGAAACGUCUACUAAUGCCCCCAUCAAAGACAUCUUUUCCAAUGGUGCGCACUCCAGGUCGGUUUCAGAUUCGGCGGAUGCUAUCUCUAUGAGGGAGUCCGGAACUGACGCCGCACAGCCCUCUACAGUGUACAGAGACACGGGGACACAAAUGACUCCCAAUCCCAGUGUCCGACUCUCCAGAGGUGCAGCUCCAGGAAUUUUUAUCUCGCCCAGCAGACAUAACACUCCUGACCGCUGGAACUGCAGAACCGCAUCUGUGGGAGCAUCUUCGACUGUGGACAUGCUCGACCUUCAGAGUUUCCACAUUGAAAAACUAAGGGAUCACACUCAAGGUCCCCAACUACAUGCCUCUCUUUACAGAAACUUAAAUUGGAGUACUAGAGAAGAAGAGGACGAGGACAGUGCAACAUGCUUAAGACCCCAUGAUUGUGUGGAGGGACAGGCAAGUGCGUUGGUAGCCUGGGCCGCAGCUUGGGAGGAAGCUGAGCGUGCAAAAUAUACAGCGAGAUUCCAUCAGGAGGAAGCUAGGAUUCAGGCCUGGGAGGAGCUCCAAAAAGCCAAGGCACAAACGCAAAUGAGGAAGAUGGAGAUAAAACUAGAGAAACUGCACGAGAAUGCAAGCCAGAAGAUGUCAAUUAAGAUUGAUGUUGCUAAUCGAAAAGCUCAAGAAAUGAGAGCUGCUGCUAAGGCCUUACAUGAUGAGCUUACUGCCAAAGCCAGGCACCGAGCUGAAUACAUUCUGCACACGGGCAAUGUUCCUACUACUCUUGGCUGCUUCGCAUCACGCUUUAUACAACAAUAUCAAUGAUUUUUACGAGGGUUUUUGCAAAUUUCCAUCCAGGGCUUGUGGACAAAGGCCGUGUAUUUGACGCUUAUAAUUUAUGAAGACUCCUCCAACUACUUCGUGAU
Messenger RNA from Physcomitrium patens, 3294 nucleotides. RefSeq lists its product as uncharacterized. The record is from RefSeq and is a predicted model, not a curated record. Lineage: Eukaryota; Viridiplantae; Streptophyta; Bryopsida; Funariales; Funariaceae.